Lemur catta (Ring-tailed lemur) is the source of this 3786-nucleotide messenger RNA. RefSeq names its product myelin oligodendrocyte glycoprotein (gene MOG). Gene Ontology annotation, biological process: T cell receptor signaling pathway; regulation of cytokine production. The transcript has 8 exons. Bases 1415 to 2731 code for a protein of 438 amino acids. Gene Ontology annotation, cellular component: external side of plasma membrane. The record is from RefSeq and is a predicted model, not a curated record. NCBI's taxonomy places the organism in Eukaryota, Metazoa, Chordata, Mammalia, Primates, Lemuridae. Gene Ontology annotation, molecular function: signaling receptor binding.
CGCCCCGGAUCCCGGCCCCGCCCUGGACCGCCCCCAGCGCCGGGGAGCCGGCGGGGGAGCGGCGCGGGGCCGAGGUGGCGCACGCGGAGACUCACUGGUGCUCACGCACGCGGGCGGGGACCGAUCGCGGCACAGGGACCUACGGCCAAGACGUUUUCUGGGAUAACUACAUAUACCUUCUUGACCUGGUGACUUGGCAACACCAACCACUCAGAAUGCCACUGAGAACCAAGGGCGAAGGGGAACCAAAGUGUUCCAGUUGGUCAAAAAGGCUGUCAUGAAGUUAUUCAACAAGGAAAACUAUGAGUAAGUUUGAUUCAACUUGAUUAUGUUCAAUUAAAAAAAAAAUGGGACCUCAAUUUCCACAACUGACACUGGGAGAAUCCUUGAGCAGCCCCAGGGCAGGGCGCUGCAGGUCCAGAAGCGCCAGGCUUCCUGGCAGAGACAGAGAUGGACUGCGCAGGUGGGAAAAGCUACCAAGUCCCUUUCCUGGAGCAGGAGGGAAGAUGACACAGGGAGGACUUGGUUUCUGCUCUUUGAAAGCCUUGGAAGCUGUGGAAGUGGAUAUAGGAUCUACAGUAGGGGAAGGAGAAAGCCAGGGGAGGAGGAGAGAAGGUGCUACCUCCAGCUGCCUCCCCCUGAAAAGCAACCAAAGCUGCUUUAUCAUGUGUGAGCCCUGCCUCUCAAAUUAAAUCGCCUAAAGUUCCUCAUCAGGACACAAAGUCCUUAAUCCAGAAUUCAAGAUCAAAAAUAAAAAAUACCAAUGUCUUAGGUAACAGAUUGGUGUGAUCCUGAUCAAGUAAAAGUGUAAACAUCGACCUGGGGGGUUGAAUACAAGAUGUCUGAGGGCGAACCCCAGCCUGAGAGGUGGUGGAGUGCAAAGGCUGGAGAUCUCAAGGUGGGGCUUCCAGUUUGUCAUCCACUUUGGACAAACGUAUCUUAUGUGUGCCUCACCGUUCUAUGCCCAGGAGGUACGAAAACAAGACAAAGCCCUGCACAAGACAGGGGCCUGAGCACUUUAUGCACCUUGAGGGGGAGACAGACAAGGGCCUAAACUGUGAGGCGGGUCAUAUGAUCCCCAGUUUACAGUUAAAGAAACUGAAGUUUCUUUAAGCUGUCCGCCCAGGGUCACGGGUCUUCCUACAGGACAGAACACCGGAGUGUGAUGCGUUCAUCCCUCAACUAGGAAAGGGGCGUGGGGGGAAGCUGGAAUGUGCAUCCGAGUAUUCUAAGCUUCUAUAUAUCCAUAUUUUGGAGUGAGGAUAUUAUGAGUCCUGAAAGAGCUCUAGAAAUUCCGGACUACUUAAUUAUCCCUCCAUAUAGUUUUCUCUGCUACAAGACAAAAAAAGACCCUGAAGACGGUCCUCGCCAGGCUCCAAGAUGAUCGGCGAAGCGACAGUUGCCCAGUUCCAAAAUGGCCACCACGGCGUUCUCCAGGUGGCGCGGGGACUACGUACUGCCGGAAGGGCCGUCCCCAGGAGAGCGCGCCCGCGCCCGUGCCCGGGCCAGGUGCCCGACUGCCCCCUGGCUCUUCCUUCUUCUGAGCUACUGGCCAGGCAGCAUUGCAGGCUCCACAUCUCAGUCCUCGCUGGACCAACGCAGAGAAACGAGGCCGACCGGCGGAAAACCGGGCAACGAAGGGCCAAAGGGCAACGGAGGCCUUGCGGGCAGAAACGGGGCGGCGCUGCGCCGCGCGCAGGCGCCUCACUGUCACCCUUUUGUAAUCACCGCCUUAGUCUCCGCCCCCAAAGUCUCCUGGCAGCCAAUUCUCGGUGCCGAAGCCGUAGACGUCAGCGGUUGCGGGGCAGACUGGGCGCGCCUCCUGGUCCUCCGGCCAGCUCCGGCGGCGAAGGCGGCGGAAAGCGAAGGGGCCGGGGAGAUGGGAAGGAGACCAGGAGAAGCGGGAAAAGACGGGGAAGGAAAAUUUAUGUUGUACCGUCCUACAGGACAGUUCAGAGUGAUAGGACCAAGGCACCCGAUCCGGGCUCUGGUGGGAGAUGAAGUGGAACUGCCAUGCCGCGUGUCUCCUGGGAAGAACGCCACAGGCAUGGAGGUGGGGUGGUACCGGCCCCCCUUCUCUAGGGUGGUGCAUCUCUACCGGAACGGCAAGGACCAAGAUGGAGAGCAGGCCCCUGAAUAUCGAGGUCGGACGGAACUGCUGAAAGACACUAUUGGUGAGGGAAAGGUGACCCUCAAAAUCCGGAACGUAAGGUUCUCAGAUGAAGGAGGGUUCACCUGCUUCUUCCGAGACCAUUCUUACCAAGAGGAGGCAGCCAUGGAAUUGAAAGUGGAAGAUCCCUUCUACUGGGUCAGCCCUGGAGUGCUGGUUCUCAUCGCCGUGCUCCCCGUGCUCCUCCUGCAGGCCGCUGUGGGCCUCCUCUUCCUCUGCCUGCAGCGCAGACUGAGAGGAAAACUUCGAGCAGAGAUAGAGAAUCUCCACCGCACUUUUGAUCCGCACUUUCUGAGGGUGCCCUGCUGGAAGAUAACCCUGUUUGUAAUCGUGCCAGUCCUUGGACCCCUGGUUGCCUUGAUCAUCUGCUACAACUGGCUGCAUCGAAGACUAGCAGGGCAAUUCCUUGAAGAGCUAAGUAAGUUCUCUUUCCUACAAGGGGAGAGUAGAAGGCCAGGGAAGGGAGACAGUCGCAACAAGAGGAAGAGGGGGCUAUGGAGGGAUCCAUUCCAGAGGGAAGGAGGGGCUGGAGAGUCCAGGGGAGGAGCCUACCUCACCUGAGCGGUAGAAGGGAAGGAAGCUGCGGGCACUCCCACCCGCUGCUCAAUCUGCUCCACCGCAGGUGCCCCUCAGCAGGGACCCCACCUCAGCGGGCCACCCUUCCCAUCCCGUGGCAGCUGUCCUGUGCCUCACCUCCACACCAGCCACUGAAGCGGGCACAGAGACAAGGUGACCCUGGUUCACAGUUCCAUGAUAGAAACUACUGACAUAGACUUUUCACGUUACUUUGUCUUUCUUCUAGGAAACCCCUUCUGAGUGAUGUCACGUCUUGGCGGGGGUGGAGGAGAGCCUGGUUGGUCCAAGGAUUGGUCCUUGGGGACGUCUCAUCCAUCAAGUUGCACACUCACUGGCAUCUUUGUUAUGGGGACUUCCCAAUCUGCACUUCCAGGAACACUCUGAAGUCCACAUAGAUUUGAUUUACCUUCUUCUACCUUUUCCUUUCUCCAGCUCCUUCCUUUCUUUCCCCCUUUUUUUCUAGCUGCAUCUUUCCACUCCUCUCCUGUCCUACCUGGAAGCCCUCUCUGGCUCAGGACAGGCAGGUGCUCUCUUGGUCUGAGGACGCCUGUGCUGGAGAGUAGCAGACAGGAGGGCCUCUGCCAGAAGCUGAAGACCAGGAACCUCCGUGCUGGCUGAAGACGGCAGCAUGCCAACUCUGCAGAUGGGGGUGGUUUUCUCCGAGAACCCCGCCCUGACUGGGCAGAGCUGAAAGGUGUGGAGGGUAGAAGGCAAGGAGCAGAAAGAGUCCAAAACUUCAAAGAGAGAUUGAGUGAACUGCAGAGUGAGGAUAUGGGGAGCCCUAAUCACAACGUGGAUGAGGAGAAGCCCAUAGAAUACCGGCCAGAGCUCCAUCUUGUCUCGGCAGCCUAACAAGGACUUAGGGGAGCAAGGGGUGACAGCUGGGCACCUCUCACCUGUUCCCUUCCACUUCUACGUGGGUCCCUCACACUCCUCUCCUCUCAUCCUCACACCUACCAGUGUCCGCUGUUUUAUUCAACAAUUGCCACUUGAUGGUCUGUCAGAUGCAAAGAAACAAGCCAGGUGCUGAUCAACAAUAA